Messenger RNA from Castor canadensis (American beaver), 3018 nucleotides. The record is from RefSeq and is a predicted model, not a curated record. NCBI's taxonomy places the organism in Eukaryota, Metazoa, Chordata, Mammalia, Rodentia, Castoridae.
CAUGCAUCAACCACCGUGCUCCUUGGAGCCUCAGGCCCCGCCCCCCGACGUGUUGUGCCCUCCGCCAGGGUGUCCAGGCACCCUUCCGUGGUUUAUCCCCACAGCUGCUCGCUGGGUGUGGGAUCCUAUCAGCCUUCCCAGACAGAAUCUCCCAACGUCCUGGGGCCCAGCGCUGCCCUCCGCCCCUCCCCAGGUUACUAUCGCAUCGCAGCCUUCGGCCACCACUCCUACAGCAUGCGGGGGAGGCCGACGUGCUCUACGACUGCCUGCCCCUGUUACCACUCCGCAGGGAACAUCAUGGGCGUCGGGCAGUGUAUCAUCUAUGGACUGACGGUCAUCCUCCGCAAAGAAGUUCUCCGCCAGCCGCUUCGGGAUGACUGCGUCAAGUACAAACUGCACGGUGGUGCAGUACAUCGGGAGAUCUGCCGCUACCUGCUGAAGCAGCCGGGCGGGACGCCGACGGCGGCGGCACCGCGUGCGCUUGGCUGUGGGCAACGGGCUGCGGCCGGCCAUCUGGGAGAGUUCGUGCAGCGCUUCGGCGUGCGCCAGGUGGGCGAGUUCUAUGGCGCCACCGAGUGCAACUGCAGCAUCGCCAACAUGGACGGCAAGGUCGGCUCCUGUGGCUUCAACAGCCGCAUUCUCACCCAUGUGUACCCCAUCCGGCUGGUGAAGGUCAACGAGGACACAAUGGAGCCGCUGCGGGACGCCCAGGGCCUCUGCAUCCCGUGCCAGCCUGGGGAGCCCGGCCUCCUGGUGGGCCAGAUCAACCAGCAGGACCCGCUGCGCCGUUUCGAUGGCUACGUUAGCGAGAGUGCCACCAGCAAGAAGAUUGCACACAGCGUCUUCUGCAAAGGUGACAGCGCUUACCUGUCAGGUGACGUGCUGGUGAUGGACGAGCUGGGCUACAUGUACUUUCGGGACCGCAGCGGGGACACCUUCCGCUGGCGCGGGGAGAACGUCUCCACCACCGAGGUGGAGGGUGUGCUCAGCCGUCUGCUGGGCCAGACAGACGUGGCCGUGUACGGGGUGGCCGUGCCAGGAGUGGAGGGAAAAGCAGGCAUGGCGGCCAUCGCAGACCCCCACAGUCAGCUGGACCCCGACUCCAUGUACCAGGAGCUGCAGAAGGUGCUGGCGCCCUAUGCCAGGCCUAUCUUCCUGCGCCUCCUACCCCAGGUGGACACCACAGGCACCUUCAAGAUCCAGAAGACGAGGCUGCAGCGUGAGGGCUUCGACCCGCGCCAGACCUCGGACCGGCUCUUCUUCCUGGACCUGAAGCAGGGCCACUACCUGCCCCUGGAUGAGGCGGUCUACAGUCGCAUCUGCUCCGGUGCCUUCGCCCUGUGACAGCCUCCCUGUCUGGAGGCUCGGGCCGGAGGUGGUCAUGGCUUCAGCCAGAGUGCUGCCUGGGAUCACCUGUCUCACCAGCCACCUGUGUCACCGGCCACCCUCCUGGAGGACCACCUGCAGAGGCACCUGCCCAGCCACACCUCUGGCACCCUCGUCUCCCUCCAUGCCCGUCUCCUCCUUGCGGCUUGUCCCCAGGAGCAGAGCUAUGUUCUGAAGCUCCAUCCUGUGGGGUCCCCAAGCCUGUCAUCUGCUCCCUCCCUGUGCCUUACGAGCCCAGCACAGCCUCAGCUGCUGGUCUGGACGUUGUUGUCACGCCUCACCCUCCUGUCCAACCAGGGCCACCGUGCCCGGCCCGCCAGAGGUCCUGGUCAGGAGACCAGGGUUUUUUUUGUUUUUGUUUUGCUUUUUGAGAUGGGGUCUCUCGUCUUGGCUGCAGUCCAGGCUGGCCUCAGCCUCCCGGGUGCCGGCCUGGAAAUGUCCUAGUCCAGGUCAUCACCUUUUUGCACUUUCUUGUCCUGUGUACCCAGGAAGCUUUCACAGCUGUCUGUCACCACAAGGAUGUCACCACUGCCUAGGUGCCUGAAUCCAGGCAUCUUCCUGCUUUGACCGGGAGGUCAUAGUCUCCUGUCCCUGGAAGGGCCUCUGGUGUCUCAGUGUGGCUUCUGGGUGGUUCCCUUCCUCAGGUGGCAUCUGAUAUGGCCUCUCGGACCCCCUGGUGGUGACUCUCUGGGUGUCCCCCUGGUUUGCAGCUGAUGACCCAGACCCUGUUGUAGUGGGCUGGGACGACCCUGCUGAGGUGGCUCACGUCCCCAUAGGUCUUAGUGGCUCAUCUCAGGCACUGUGUCAGCCAGGUUGGGUUAGGGUUAGGGCACAGUGGGGACAGUGAGUGUCCCCUGGCUGCUUCCCAUGCACUGCACGUGGUGAGGUCCCUUCCCCAAUGAUCUUCAGAAAUAAACCUGCAGCACCUGUGGGGAUCCAGUCAUUUGUUUCCUCUGCAGUUCAGAAAGGGCACGGGGAGGGGGGGAUACAUGGCCACACAGCAGGAUGGUGGCUGUCCUCCCUGCCUGUGCAGGGUACUGAGGACCCACAGGGCUCCCACAAUUCAGGACAGAGAAGGGACAUCUGAUGGUGAGGAUGAAGAUGACCCCACCCAGGCCACACUGUACUUGCUUGGUCUCUGGCUGGAUCAGGUGUCCUGGGGGCUGCAGGAUUCAUGUGGCACUUCACUGGCUGGCUGUUUAUAGGGCGCUGGGAAACAGCAGGGUGAAUGAAGCGCUCACAGCAGGUUGGGUUGAGACACCCAUUAGCCACCUUUCCUAUAGUGAAACGCCUGAGGCGGGUCGUGGUGUAGCCUGAAGUUUUGGAGUGAAAGUCCAAACUGCAUGGGGCUAGCUCAGUGAAGGAGGGGGCUGUCUGCUGUGGUUUCUCUGGGAGCAGCAGGGUAGCCUGGGGCAGACAAAGGCAGACCUCACAUCCCCUCUGACCUUAACACCCACAGGGGUCAUCAUGGCCCCCAUGGUUCAGACGAGGAACAGGUGCAGGAGGGGAAGAGAUGUCACCAGGUGGGCAGCCUUCUUGUAGAAGCAGAUCUCAACUGGGCACCGCAUAAGUAAUGCUAGCUACUUGGGAAGCAGAGAUGGGGAGGGUGGAGGUUCGAGGCCAGCCCCAGCA